Chanos chanos (milkfish) is the source of this 447-nucleotide messenger RNA. RefSeq names its product progranulin-like. The record is from RefSeq and is a predicted model, not a curated record. The transcript has 5 exons. NCBI's taxonomy places the organism in Eukaryota, Metazoa, Chordata, Actinopteri, Gonorynchiformes, Chanidae. The coding region runs from base 1 to 447 and encodes 148 amino acids. Gene Ontology annotation, cellular component: extracellular region.
AUGAUGAAGAUGAUCGCUGCGGUGAUGUUGCUGAUGGUUGGACUGGUUACCAGCAGCAUGGUCUGUCCUGAUGGAAAUGAAUGUCCAGAUGACUACACCUGCUGCAAAACUCAGUCUGGUUAUGGAUGCUGCCCUGCGCCGGAUGUACUUGCAAAAGAGCCUGAGACUCUCGACUCUGCUGCUGUUGGCUCUGAGAGCGUCUCCGUGUCAGCGAUCCACUGUGACAGCUCCACUCUUUGCCCAGAUGGCACAACAUGCUGUAGGGAUCCUUUUGGAAAAUGGUACUGCUGUCCAUUUGCAAUGGGUCAGUGCUGUAGGGAUGGGCGCCACUGCUGUCGCCAUGGUUACCAUUGUGACUCAACAUCCAGACACUGUUUGUCAGGAGGUUUCCGUGUUCCUGCUUCCCCACAUCUGCCCUCCUGGAAGGUGAAGACCACUGAGGAUUAG